CGCUUGUUGCUUGUAUAAGCGCGUGCAGGCUGGAGUCCACACACUCUGCCCAAACUUCUCCUCUCCGGAACUAUUUUAGUUCUCCAGUGCUUUAUAUGACCAGUCAUCCAUCUGCGCGCCUCACACACACACACACACACACACACAGGCUGUUAUUAUCCACUGUGGGAAACCUGAUCUCUGCUCCUCGGGGAGGGAGAAGUCUGCGUGCUGGUGAGAGACAUUUAGUAAAUGGUUAACUGAGUGUCGGUGUUCCGGAGCGGCUGAACCGCGCAGGAGGCAACAGCUUGCUGGGGUUCGGUGGAGCUCCGAGUCCCUGCGCUGAGAUAAACACGAGCUUCUGGUGGAACACUGAUCAGCUCCGGAGAUGCGAAUGAGAGAGAAGACGUCGCACCCGAGGAUUUUAGGAGAAGUGACGGCUGGAUGUAUGUAGGAGCGGUGUGUGUGUGGACGUGCGUGUGUGUGGGUGUGUGUGUGUACGUGUGUGAGACAGACUCGCAGGCUGCAGAACUUUUCCGUUGAGCCCAGGCUGUUUGUGGGGAUCCGGGAUCCUGGGCUGUGCUCGGUCACCGUGCCGUGAGACAGGAGACAGGAGACGCGGGAUCUUUAGCGUGUGUUUGGAGACACGCGCGCGGCUCCAUGUCCGCGCCGCCACGCGACAAUUAACUUCGGGUUAGUUCGGUUUGUUUCCGCUAAAAGAGCGCGAGCCUGAUCCACUGCCACCGCGGGAUUACUCGGGUCCCGACCGCCGGAUCGCCCGAUCAUGGAGUGUUUUCGCGGCGGGUCUGAGCGCGCACGGGGACGCGCGGCUGCCGGGGACAUCGCGCCGUUUUUCGGGUCAGUGCGCAGCGGCGCGCCGGGAGGGAAGAGCAGCAGCAGGAGGACCUCGGGAGUCAGGAAGAUGACCCAGGACACUGCGAGAAGUUAUGGGAGGAGGAGGAGAAAGUUGGCGUCGUGUGUAAGGAGAUACUGGACGCUCAUCUGUCUUCAGAUCCACGUGUUGAAAGCCGUCGCACAAGGUGACGUGGCGCCGUACUUCAAAACUGAACCAGGGCCUCCGGAAAUUCAUCUAGAAGGGAACCGGUUGGUCAUGACCUGUCUGGCAGAAGGCAGCUGGCCUUUGGAGUUCAAAUGGAUCCUUAACAACACAGAUAUCACUGCGUUCUCCCCAGAGUACAAGUUCAUUAUUCCAUCCCUUCAGCGGUCAGACAUGGGUGUGUACCAGUGUGUGGUGAGAAACCGAAUGGGCGCUCUGCUCCAGAAAAGAGCCGAGAUACAAGUGGCAUACAUGGGAGAUUUCGUGGAGGAUGACCAGCGCAAGACGGUGACCCAGGGCCGCGCAGCCAUCUUAAACUCUCCAGAUGUCAGCUCCUUCCCCCGGCCGCAGGUCACGUGGUUCAGGGACGGCUACAAGAUCAUCCCCAGCAGCAGAGUGGCCAUAACCAUGGAUAACCAGCUGGUAGUGCUGGCCACGGCCGCAGCGGACGCCGGGAAGUACUACGUCCAGGCCGUCAACGAGAAGAACGGCGAGAACAAGACGAGCCCAUCAAUUCACCUGAAUGUGGCAGACUGGGAGGCCCCUGCGGACCCGGUAGCCCCAGUAAUAGUGAUCGCCCCAAGGAACACAACGGCAGUGGCAGGGGUGAGCGAGGCCACGCUGGAGUGUGUCGCUAAUGCACGGCCUGUGGACAAGCUGAGUUUAGUGUGGAGGAGGAACGGUGUGGAGGUGGCCAGUGGCCUGGGCUCUUUUGGUCGCCGCCUGACCAUCGUUAACCCCACGAGUGCAGACACGGGACUGUACAUGUGCGAGGCCUCACUGCUUGACAGCAGCGUCAAGACAGCCGAGGCCAGAGCUUACCUCUCUAUUAUAGAGGCUCCCUACUUUACAGCCGAGCCCAGGAGGAAGCUGAUGGGACAAGUAGAGAAAAGCAUGGAUAUCCCAUGCCAAGCUCGAGGUGUGCCCAUGCCCAAGCUGGAGUGGUAUAAGGAUGCAGUCCCGCUCAGCAAGCUGAACAACCCACGCUAUAAGGUCAUCUCCAGCAUGGGACUGCAGAUCAGGAAAGUGCAGCCUGACGACGCGGGGAUCUUCCAGUGCUUCGCCAGGAAUGCAGCUGGAGAGAUGCAGGUCCACACCUAUCUAGAUGUGACAAGUUUGGCUCCAUCAUUCACUGAUCCACCAGUGAACAUCAAUGUGACAGACGGCGCUGUGGCCUCCUUCAUCUGUCAGGUCUCUGGUGCCCCGAAACCAGCCAUUACCUGGAGGAAAGAUGCACAAAUACUAGCCAGUGGCUCGGUUCAGAUUCCACGCUUCACGCUCCUGGAGUCUGGGGGACUGCAGGUGCAGCCGGUGGCGCUGCAGGACGCCGGGACAUACACCUGCUACGCCGCUAACAGCGAGGGAGCGAUCAAUGCCAGCUCUGAGCUUACUGUCUGGAGUCGCACCUACAUUUCCGAGCCUCCUGUGGACCGUCGGGUCAUCAAGGGGACGACGGCGGUUUUGGAGUGCGGCGCCAUACACGACGCGCGCGUGCACGUAAGGUUUAUGUGGAUGAAGGGCGGCGAGGUGGUCAAUCAGUCCAGAGGAGGACGGGUUAGCGUGCAGCAAGGCUCUCUGCACAUCUCUCAGACCUGGUCGGGGGAUAUAGGCGAUUACACAUGCAAUGUGAUUUCGCUCGCCGGCAAUGACUCCAAGACUGCACGCCUGGAAGUGAUCGAGCUGCCUCACUCACCGCGGAACCUGCAGGCCAGUCUGAACGCCACAGACAGUCGGAGCGUACACCUGUCCUGGAUGAGGCCCUUCGAUGGGAACAGCCCCCUGCUGCACUACAUCGUGGAGCUCUCGGAGAACAAUUCUCCGUGGAGGGUGUACUUGCCGCACGUGGAUCCGAUGCUGACGACGGCCGAGGUGACCGGUCUGACUCCAGCACGAACCUACCAGUUCAGAGUGUGUGCCGUCAAUCAAGUAGGGAAAGGACAAUACAGUGGCGAGACAAACCGAUUGAUGCUGCGUGAAGAGCCACCAAGCGCUCCACCCAAAAACAUAGUAGCCAGCGGGCGCACAAAUCAGUCCAUUAUGGUGCAGUGGCAGCCCCCUCCGGAGCCGCAGCUCAACGGCGUGCUUAGAGGUUACGUCCUCAGGUAUCGUCUAGCAGGGCUCCCUGGUGAGUACCAACAGCAAAACAUCACCAGCCCUGAUAUCAACUACUGCCUCAUCACCGAGCUCAUCAUCUGGACGCAGUAUGAGAUCCAGGUGGCGGCGUACACAGGAGCAGGCCUUGGUGUCUUCAGCCAGCCUGUCGCUGAGUACACGCUCCAGGGAGUCCCCACAGCGCCCCCUCAGGACGUAGAGACUGUUGCUGUCAACUCAACCACCAUCAAAUUCACUUGGAAUCCACCGCCACAGCAAUUCAUAAACGGCAUUAAUCAAGGGUACAAGCUAAUGGCUUGGCCUGAACACUCUCCCGAAGCCACCACCAUGGUGACCAUCACACCCGAUUACCACGGGACCCGUCAUCAAGGCUACAUCAUUGGCCUGAAGAAGUUUACCUGGUACCUCACUUCAGUUCUGUGCUUCACUACGCCAGGGAACGGCCCUCGCAGCACUCCCAAACUCAUCCAGACACAUGAGGACAUUCCAGGCCCUGUAGGGCGCCUGAGCUUUACUGAAAUCCUCGACACAUCCCUGCGAGUUAGCUGGGAGGAGCCUGUGGAGAAAAACGGAAUCAUCACAGGUUACCUAUUGUCCUGGGAGGCUCAGGGCCAGAAGGAGUCACGUGUAGAGCGCACCAUGUCCAACAGCACACUGGAGUAUAAGGUGACUGGCCUCACCUCUCUCACCACUUACACCUUGGAGGUAGCAGCCAUGACGGGUGCAGGCAUGGGCAUGCUCUCGUCUUCCACCAUUUCGUCCGGCGUCCCCCCAGAACUCCCUGGACCCCCUUCAAACCUCCAAAUCUCCAAAAUCAGCCCACGUUCUGCCACUCUGAAAUUCCGAGCAGGGGAUGAUGGGAAAACGUCCAUCUCCAAAUGGGUUGUCGAGGGACAGGUGGGCAGCACUGGAGAAGAAGAGGAAGAAGAAGGGGAAUGGAAGGUGCUGUAUGAGAAGGAAAACGAUCCAGAAGCUCAGGUCCUGGAGGUCCCCAACCUGACUCCGUUUACACGCUACAGGUUCCGUAUGCGGCAGGUGAACAUCGUGGGCUCGAGCGAGGCGAGCGAGCCGUCUCGGGUUAUCCAGACUCUUCAGGCUCCUCCUGACGUCGCUCCCAGCAGCGUGAGCGUCCGUACGGCCAGCGAGACCAGCGUGUGGUUACGCUGGGUGCCUGUCCCAGAGACAGAGUACAACGGGAACCCAGAGAGUGUGGGCUACAGGAUAAGGGUGUGGCGUUCUGAUGAGCAAGGGGACGCCGUCACUAGGGCGGUGAACAACAGACUGGAGAGAGAGAUCACACUGGAGGGUUUAGAGGAGUGGACCGAGUACCUGUUCCAGAUCCAGGCUUUCAACUCUAUCGGGCCCGGACCAUGGAGCGAGCCCGUGAAGGGACGCACGCGCGAGUCAGUGCCGUCCGGAGCGCCGGAGAACGUGACGGCCGAGGCCAUGAGCUCCACACAAGUGCUGGUGACGUGGGGACCCGUUCCAGAGCCGCAGCAGAACGGAAACAUCCUCGGAUAUAAGGUGUUGUACCGGGAAAAAGACUCAGGAACAGAUCCACAGGUGCAGCUGGUAAAGGGGAACCUAACGCAGUCGGUGUUACUGAGGAACCUGCGCAAGUUCGUGCAGUACGAGAUCCAGGUCCUGGCCUACACACGCAUCGGAGACGGCCAGCUCAGCAGCCCUCCUGUCCUGGAGAGAACGAAAGACGAUGUUCCAGGGCCGCCCAUGAGGCUGGUGUUCCCCGAGGUGCGUCUGAGGGAGGUCAGGGUGGUCUGGCAGCCUCCGCUAGACCCGAACGGCAUCAUCAUGGGCUAUCAGGUAGCGUACCGGCUCGAUUCCGGAGAUCCGAAUAAGUUCAUCACGGUGGAAGUGUCCGCAGAUACCCCACAGUUCACGGCCAGCACCCUGCUCCCCGAGUCUGCGUACAUCUUCCGUAUUUCAGCCAAGACGCAGCAGGGCUGGGGUACAGCCGCACAAGCUGUGGUCAUCACUACAGAGAUCAGAGAGCGGCCCCAGCCUCCCCUGCAGCUCAGCGUGCCCCAGGACCAGGUUCAGUCACGCCAGCUCAAGUUGGACUGGGUGCCAGGGGGAGACGGGUCCUCGCCGGUUCGUUAUUUCACAUUGCAGCUACGCCAACUGCCCGAUGGAGACUGGAUCGCACACUCAUCCUCCAUUAGCCACAACAGUACCUCCUAUGUGGUGGACCGGCUGAAGCCCUACACUUCAUACAAGCUGAGAAUGAUGGCGACUAAUGACAUCGGUGACAGCAAGUACAGCCGAGAGACCGAUGCAAUUACGACUUUACAAGAUGUUCCUGACGAGGCUCCUGUUAUUCAGUUGGUGAAGCCCUCCACCACUACCUCGGUUCUGGUGCAGUGGCAGCCACCAAAGGAGGAGAGCGUGAACGGAGUGCUGGUGGGCUACAGGCUGUAUUACCGCGAACUCCAGUAUGAAAGCGCGCAGCCACAGGAGGCCAAGAAGACCAUCAACAGCACUUCAGCACGGGCAGAUCUGACAGCCAAGAGUACUGUGAAGACGGUGAGCAAUCCUUCACUGACGGAAUUUGAACUCACCCAGCUGCAGAAAUACCAGCGCUACGAAGUUGUGAUGACGGCCUACAACAUCAUCGGCGAGAGUCCUCUUAGCACUCCAGUGGAGGUCUUCGUAGGAGAAGCGGCUCCCUCGGUGGCACCGCAGAAUAUCCAGGUCAACACAGUGUCGUCCACCCAGCUGGAGGUGCAGUGGGAGCCGCCCCCUGUGGAAACGCAGAACGGCAUCAUCCAGGGCUACAAGAUUCUCUACUGGGAGAUGGACAACCAGAACGAGACGGAAAAGAUGAAGAUCCACUUUCUGCCCGAGACAAGUUUGCGGCUGAAAAACCUAACCAGCUACACCUACUACAUGGUCAAGCUGUCUGCCUUCAACGCGGCAGGAGAUGGUCCGCUCAGUGAGCCCAGGAGGGGGCGCACUCUUCAGUCAGCCCCCAGUGCUCCUAGCUUUAUUACUUUCUCCGAAAUCACCAGCGCUACCCUGAACGUGUCGUGGGGAUUUCCUGUGUCGCCGAACGGCGUGGUGGAGGGCUACAGGGUGGUGUACGAGCCCACCGCUCCUAUCCACGGCAUAAGUAAAGUGGUGACAGUGGACAUCCGGGGGAGCUGGCAGCGCUGGUUAAAGGUGCGAGACCUGUCGAAGGGGGUGACCUACUGCUUUCGCGUGCAAGCCAAAACCAUCAGCUACGGCCCUGAGGCCGAGGCCAACAUCACAGCGGGACCCGUGCAAGGAUCUCCAGGAUCUCCUCUCAAAACCUCAGUCAGUAAGUCUGCCUCUGGCCUGACCAUCGACUGGAUACCUGGAGACACGGGAGGCGGCCGCGUGACAGGCUACGUCAUCGAGGCACGCCCUUCAGAUGAAGGAUUGUGGGACACCUUUGUCAGGCACCUGCCCCCCUCCAGCACCUCCCACACUGUGAGUCUGGAGCGACUGCGUCAUGGAGUCAGCUACCAGUUCAGAGUGCUGGCCGUCAACGAGUUCGGCUACGGUGAACCAAGUGCGCCCUCUGCUGCCAUGUCGGCCCAGAUGGACACCCCGUUUUAUGAAGAGUGGUGGUUUCUGAUAAUCCUGGCUCUGAGCGCGCUGAUUCUGCUGCUGAUGAUCGUUUUCGGCCUCAUCUUGCACGGACAGAACAAGAAGUACAGGAGUUGUGGAACAGGUAAAGCUGUGUCCACGGUAGAGGAGCGGGUCACACUGGACAAUGGAGGCUUCACCGCUCUCGAGCUGAACAGCAGACCCAUGCAUGUGAAAAGCUCCUUCCUGAGAAAGAACGGCACCAGAUCCCCUCCUCGGCCCAACCCUGCAGGUCUGCGCUACUCAGACGAGGAUAUCUGCAACAACUACAACGGUGCCGUGUCCACAGAUUCCACGGCACUUACAGAAAGAGCUGCAGAACUGUCAGAGUCUGAGGCUACAGACAGCGAGUGUGAGGAGGAGCCGAUCAAGCACUCGUUCGUGAAUCACUACAUGAGCGACCCGUCUUAUUUCAACUCGUGGAAGCGGCAGCAGAAAGGCCUGAAGGAUACGCUGGCCUGCGCGUACGAGGAGUGCGCCAGCGCGGACGGCGAGGGCUACUAUCAGACUGUCGUGACGCAGCACAGCGUGGGAGGAGCGUACACGCCCGCCGGGCAGCCUGCACCAGGCUCGCGUACUCCUCUCACAGGUUUCUCAUCCUUCGUCUGAAGCGCUGCGAGGAGCGGGACCCCUCUUCAGAUCUCUCCUUCUGGUAACGGAGGGAUUUGGGAAAAGGCACGAAGACAUUUUAGCUGUACUUUCAGUAUGAGCGCUACAAGGGAUGAAGGGAAUGUCCUGUCGGAGUAGUUUAACAAGGAGAACUCAUGGAUUAUCCCUGGAUCCACAGGCUGGGAGAUGAAUGAAGCGAAGUGUGUUAGCGUACGUGUUCCUCGUAGCCCCGAGCUCGACUGGGGAAGAUGACUUUUUAACCAGCCGGGGACGAGGCAACGCGUUCUCCAUUUACAGAGUUGAUAACUAAACACUACAUUCCUACAGCGACUCUCUUUAUGGUGGCACACACUCUCAGUUUACACAAGCAUUCCUGACGCUCUUCCCUUUACGGAGGAUGAGGGCAAACAAGCUGUAAUUACUGUAUACUUUACACUGUAUAUACUGUCAAGUCUGAAUAAUCUCACUCGCCGUCAGUGUCUCUAUAUAUACACGUGUACUACUUGUGAUCGAAAGAAGAUCAUGUGACGGGUGUGACGAGGAAGCACAGCGCAGUGGGACUCGGCUCCAGGACCGCGGCUCCAGAGUCUCGCUACUCCACAGGAGCGCGUUCAUCGGCCUCGCCAUCAGUCGUGCAGUGAUCCUUUGUGUCGCAUGUCAUUUUCACACGUCACACCCUGAGUAACACAUCAGUUUGUUAACUUAUUAAUCAUCCUAAACAACCGGUCGCUUUAACGUAGUCCUCGACCGGGUCAGUUUUAGAGAAAUCCCACUUUUCUGCCUUAAAUUAAAUGGAUUGUUUUUACUCCAGGCAUUCUGGCAAACCCUUAACACACACUCUGUGUUUCAAACGGUGUACUUCUGAGUAGCGCGAGAUGUUAAUGCAGCGUUAAUGUACUGAAAAAUCAACCUGUUCUAUGCAGCUGUUUCCUGUGGAGGCUGUUCUGACACACGGUCAGUGAUGUGAGGAACGCGCUUCGGGUAAAAUGUCACUCUCUGAUUUGAGGUGUUGCUCUGGGACGGCUGGUGCACGUAAGGAAAAGCUCUUGUUGUUUAAAGGGGAAAAAUAAACGUUUUUAUUUAGCUUGCUAUGUACAGUGCAUCAGAUGGACUUCUGUUGUCUUAAUGAGGAUUACUUUGGAUUUUGGUGGAACCAAGCACAACAAUGGUUGUAAGAAUAAUACAUAUUCUUAGAUUCUAAGAUUUUAAUGUAGAAUGGGUUUUUCUGCUCGUUCCGGGACGUCAUGAGCAUCAAUUUAGAAACCAAACGAGGUGAAAUGUUGACUGAUAUCGACUUUUUUUUUUUGAGGAGAAACAAUUAAGCACACGUCGUCGAAUCAAAGUACAAAUUACCCAGAUGACAGAUCUACAGACUUUUUUUUAUUUUUGAACCAUUUAGUCUGCCAACAUCAUUUUUAUUAUUGUUUACAUCGACCUCAUCAUAUAAUACAUAGCUCAACCACGGUUUGAUACGAAAAAAUAUUUUUUUAAAUUGCGAUUAUCCAGACACAUAUUGCAACUGCGACAUGCACAUUAAAUGUACCUUAUAGUAUUCACUAAUACUGUAUUUAUUGAGUCUAACGGCAAAUAACAGCACAAAUGAGACCAUAAACAGGAUGUUUGCCAAUAUUUAUUUACCCCAAAGUUUCGUUCAUUCUCUCGAUUUCUACAACACAUAUUCUGACAGGAUCACAGGAAGCCCUGGAGUCUUCGGACAUGAGGCGGGGUACACCCUGGACGGGGUACAAUGUUUUCCACUGCAGGGCACACAUGCACACAGUACGGGCAAUUAGGAAACAUCAGUUAGCCACCUGCUCAUCUUUGGAUUGUGGGAUAAAACUGGAGUACCCGGAGGAAACCCACCAAGCAUCUCAAAAAAAAUAAAAAAGAGCUAAUCAAUCGAUUAUUGACAAACCCUAGAUAAAUUCCUGACUAUCCAUAUAUAUAUAUAUAUAUAUAUAUAUAUAUAUAGGACCUAUAAAUAAAUAGCGAUUAGAUGAUAGCGCCGGUCCGUACUGCUGUGCUGCUCUAGCCCUAACAUACUCGCGGCCCAGCUACUGAUAGGCAUUACAUUUGAGGUCUCCUGUUGGACGUCACAGCCAGCCGUCUCUGAUGUCACUACGGUACAGAUCUUCAGGUAGCGUGCUACCCAAAUACACAGAGCAUCAUCUGUGAUUAUACAGUAGUAUGCCGUUUGAGACACAGGUGCGUUUCUUCAUGUUUUUCUCUGUUUCAACUCUCCCCAUUUAGCUCAUUACAGGUCUGAUUAGCCGUCUCGUACGUUUUUACGUGUUUAAACUGGAGUGACCGGUUAAUCAGAGUGAGCUUUUGCACAUGAUUUCCCACAUUAUAUUCAGUGUUCUGAACAAGAGACAUUGUGAGUUUGGGGAAACCUGGAUCUCAUGUUGUUCCCUGAAACUGUAUGAAAUUUGAGCACAAAUGAAAACAUUUCAGUCGCUGGUUCGAGGAAACCCGUGGACACGUGAGACGUCUGUGGAUGUAACUGUUGAGAUGAAGUGUGAACUUGUAUUUCCAGCACUCAUAAGCCAUAAGGACAUCGCUUUCACUUUUUAUUUUAUUUCUUCUUUCUAUUCAGAUUCUCUUUUUUUUUUUAAAGUUUAAAAUAUUCGCCUUUUGUUUUAACGUGAUAGAGAUGUAUAAAAAGUGAUUCUUUUAUUCUUUACAAUGUUUUUUCAGCUUUUUUUACCGCAAUGCCGCACCAUUUGUAAUUUUGUUACUCUACUAUAUAUGAAGGGGUUCACAGCUUUUGAAGUGACGGACAAAGCGAAGCGACAUGUUCACGGUAUUUCUACCUGGUAUUUCACUGCAGCACGAGUGUAUGUCACCAACAUCUGUGAAGUAAAGGCAGUUUCACACUUUUUCA
This is a messenger RNA of Clarias gariepinus (North African catfish), 10268 nucleotides long. RefSeq names its product sidekick cell adhesion molecule 1a (gene sdk1a). Bases 764 to 7384 code for a protein of 2206 amino acids. The record is from RefSeq and is a predicted model, not a curated record. Gene Ontology annotation, molecular function: protein binding. The transcript is spliced from 45 exons. NCBI's taxonomy places the organism in Eukaryota, Metazoa, Chordata, Actinopteri, Siluriformes, Clariidae.